GCAACGCGUCCCAAGCAUAUGCCUUCACCUACCAUCAGCAUAAUCGCACCAACACCACCGCGCAAUGCAUCCCGCUUCCGACUUCUGUAUCGUGGUGCACUCUCGCUGCCGGACUCCCAUCUACUACUCGAUGGCUUGACUUUCGUCUCUCAAACGCCAGCAGCAGAAGACCUGGCUUCGGGUUCCGGGUCAGGACAGAAUCAAACCCUUCUCGAAAGCCCGCUGGCACUGGCCCUAGAGAGCAUGCGAGGCGUGACGAGCUUGAGAUGGAUGGGACCAGUUCAACUACGAGACGUUUAUCUCGACGAGUCCGGUGGAAUCACAAUGGAUAUUCACCCUGCUGCCACCCUCUCUCGCAUAUAUUUUGAAAACACAUUCUGUUUGGAACCUUCAUCGCUUGCGUGGGGUAUUAAGGUCGCUUUGGGGGACACAGAUGGCCCGGAAACGACUUACAUGCUCAUAUACCCGCGUACCCAGCCGCAAGAAACCGAACUCACACUCGCUGUUGCACGUAUAACGCCGACUCCCCCAUCUACCACAAAAUAUCGUCUUCCCCGACCUGACGACCCUACUCCUCGGCGCCCGCCACAUCUGUUUUCACGCACCACCUCUGCUGCCGCCCGACCCCAUAAACGAACUUCCAGUAUUGCUGCUGAUUUGGGUAGUGGUGUCCGUCUUGGCUCUCCGCCUGCUUCUGGGUCUUUCCGUGUACCAGAACUACCUUCAGAACGCUCAACAAAGGGCAAAGAACGUGCAAUUGAAGAUGAAGAUGACGUUUUCGGAACUGCCUCAUCGUCGGUGGUACCGAUAGAAAACAAGGGAAAGCGGAAGCGUCCCGCUGAAGCGAUCGAGACCCCCGGGCCGCAGCAAAUCGACGUAGAGAACCAGAUGGAAAAAGCCAAUAAGACUAUAAUCAAACAGUCCACCAUCCAUCUUAUGCAGCUCCCGAAAACACAUCCGGACUACAAGGACCUGUAUGGAGCAGUCUAUCGGGGUGUUAUAUUUGCUCUGCGCACGGAAAUGAAGAGAACAGCUGUAGAUCUUAAGACUGUUGAACGAUUAGUCAAGUUACAUCUCAACAUGUACUCGCCCACAGACGCAAAACCUGCUAAAAGAACAUCAUCAUAA
This is a messenger RNA of Mycena indigotica, 1128 nucleotides long. Its product is annotated as VPS9 domain-containing protein. Bases 19 to 1128 code for a protein of 369 amino acids. Lineage: Eukaryota; Fungi; Basidiomycota; Agaricomycetes; Agaricales; Mycenaceae. The record is from RefSeq and is a predicted model, not a curated record. The transcript has 5 exons.